AAUAGAAAAAGGCUUCUUCAAUGGCUAUAUACAUCAAAGCCUUUGUUCUUCUUCCUUUACUUUUUGUUUCAUCUUAUGCUAGGAACAAACAUAUUGACCUAGGCUUUGACGAUGCUGACGAUUCUUCCGUUGGUGUCAAUGUUGAUCCUUCCCCAGAUGGAUUUUUAGAAUUCCUCGAUGGAAAGAAGAAGAACAAAAAGUCAAAGAAGAAAAAUAAAAAAAAUAAAUUAAUAUUUCCACAAUUUCCCUUUCCCUUUCCCUUACAAGGAGAGAACGAAAACCAACAAGAUCAACCAGCAUCAUUAGAACCGGCCGUCGAAGACAAAAAAAAUAGCAUUCCAAAGCCAGAUUUCGAGACCGAAAAUCAAGGUGCUUGGAUAAUACAUUCACCAAAUGCUGGUGUUGCAGCCAUGCAUAUACAAUUGAUGCCAAAUAACAAGGCUAUUUGGUUUGACACCACAAAUCUUGGACCAUCUGCAAUUCAAAACAACCCUCCAUUUUGCAAGCCAAUUCCAGAAAAGCCUGGAGAGACAGAUUGUUGGUCUCAUGGUGUUCAAUAUGAUGUUGAGAGUGGUCAAGUCAGGACAUUGAAGAUAAUGACCGAUACAUGGUGCUCAUCGGGAGGUUUGUCCUCCAAUGGUGAUCUAGUAAGUACUGGAGGUUAUCGUGAAGGAAUCCGCAGUAUCAGAAUCAUGAAUCCAUGUGACAACUGCGAGUUUCAGGAAAAUGCAAAUGGUCUUGCUGCUAUGAGAUGGUAUGCUACUCAACAUAUGCUUGAGAAUGGUAGCUUCAUUCUUGUUGGAGGUCGUGGUGCACACAACUACGAAAUCAUUCCACCAGGAAAACUGCAAUUUCAGGUGCAACAAUUUGGGUUAAAUUUCCUUGUCGAGACUGAAGAUGAGAAAGAAAACAAUCUCUACCCAUUCGUCAAUCUUCUUCCUGAUGGGAAUGUAUUUAUUUUUGCCAACGAUAGAUCAAUAAUCAUUGAUCCUUAUAGUGGAAAAACCAUCCGUGAUCUUCCUAUACUUGCUGGAGGUUCAAGAAACUAUCCAGCAUCAGGAAUGUCCGCACUUUUACCAAUUAAUCUCAAUACUCCUAAUCUUGAGGAUGUUGAAGUUGAGGUCAUUGUUUGUGGUGGCAAUACCAAUGAUGCCUUUAAAUAUUCAGAGUUUCCACCUAGACAAUUCUUCCCCGCAUUAAAGGAUUGCGGAAGGUUAUUUGUUAACAAACAAGGAGCUCAAUGGGAUAUUGAAGAAAUGUCUUCACCAAGAGUCAUGGGAGACAUGUUGCUUCUACCAACUGGAGAUAUCUUGAUCAUUAAUGGAGCAAAAACAGGUACUUCUGCAUGGGAUGCUGCUGAGGAACCUAAUCUUGUUCCACUUCUUUAUAGCCCAAAUAAACCAAAAGGACAGAGGUUCAAGGAAUUGACCCCUUCACAAAUACCUAGAAUGUACCAUUCUGUUUCUGCUGUUUUGCCAGAUGGCAAGAUUUUAGUGGCAGGCAGCAAUACCCAUGCUGUGUAUGACUUCCAGGCUAAGUAUCCAACUGAUUUGAGAGUGGAGAAAUUCUCACCACCUUACUUGGCACCUGAGUUGGAACAACACAAGCCCCAAAUUAUGGAGAAUAGAGCCAACAAAGAGAUGAGAUAUGGUAAUAAUUUCAAAAUCAAUAUCAAGUUGGAUGAAGUUGUAGAUGAGACUGACAUUAAGGUUACCAUGUAUGCACCACCUUUCACCACACAUGGCUACUCUCAGGGACAAAGGUUGCUCAUUUUGCAGCUUCAAGCUGUGACAAACAAAGAGGUCACUGUAGUGGCACCACCCUCGGGCAGAAUUGCUCCACCAGGCUACUAUUUACUAUUUGUGGUUCACCGCGGCGUCCCUAGUCGUGGAAUAUGGGUGCGCAUUGACCAGUAGACAUGAUCAACAAUAUCACCAAUUCUUUAAUUGUUUAUUUUAUGUAUAUUAUUGAUGUU
Messenger RNA from Solanum dulcamara, 1975 nucleotides. RefSeq names its product putative aldehyde oxidase Art an 7. The record is from RefSeq and is a predicted model, not a curated record. NCBI's taxonomy places the organism in Eukaryota, Viridiplantae, Streptophyta, Magnoliopsida, Solanales, Solanaceae. The transcript has 3 exons. The coding region runs from base 21 to 1916 and encodes 631 amino acids.